This is a messenger RNA of Daktulosphaira vitifoliae (grape phylloxera), 1276 nucleotides long. Its product is annotated as guanine nucleotide-binding protein subunit beta-like protein 1. The record is from RefSeq and is a predicted model, not a curated record. Gene Ontology annotation, molecular function: protein binding. Bases 214 to 1182 code for a protein of 322 amino acids. NCBI's taxonomy places the organism in Eukaryota, Metazoa, Arthropoda, Insecta, Hemiptera, Phylloxeridae. The transcript has 2 exons.
UGGUACAUUUUUUUAACAAAAUAUUUUUUUUAUUUGCAGUCAAUUAGUACUAUUUUUUAGAUAUGCAUACUAAUAUAAAUAAUCUUUAUUCGAAAAUAAUAAAUAAUAAUUUUGGAGGUAUUUAAGUUUUGAGUUUAUAAUUUUACUAUUUUGAAGUAAUCUUUUUUUAAUAGUGAAGUUGUUAACUUCAAAUCAGAUUUUUCUAAUAGAAAUAUGUUUAAAACUAUACCAGCUCCAGUGUACACUUAUAAAUGUGAUGAAUAUAUACCUAAUUGUUUGUUAUUUGAUUCAAUUAAUCAAUUGUUAUAUACUGGAACUCAAACUGGGGAAAUUCUAACUUGGAAUUUAGAGACUAAUCGACAAAAAAGUAAAACGAAGGCUGGUAAACAAUGCAUUUUAAAAUUGGAACUACUGACAACUAAAAAUCUAUUGAUAUCACAAAACAAAUUAGGCGAAAUUCAAUUUUGGUUAAUAAAUAAAUACAAUUUGUCUAAUAUUCAUACUAUAACAACUCAAGUUAUUGGAUUUUGCAAAUUUGUUUUGUAUGAUAACGAUUUAAUUCUUUGCAAAUCAGACAAGGAAAAAUAUGUUAUGAACUUUUUUUCAAUUCAUAAUUAUGAAAAAGUAAAAACAUUUAAUCCAAAUGAUAGUACAUUAGGGGAUUUAAUGGUUAUAAAAUGUGUAAAAAACUAUAUUUUUUGCGCAUAUGAAUCGUGUAAAAUCAUUAUUUGGCUUGAAGAUAAAAUUGAUGAAACAGCAGAAUUCCCUGAUGUUGAAUGUUUAAUGGCUUUAGAUAUAGAUAGUAAUAUAACUAAAGGAGUUUGUGCCGGAAGUUCAGAUACAAUUUACUCAUUUCAAGUGAUAAAUAACAAAAUAUGUUUGAAAAAAAGUAUUAAGAUUACAAACCCUGGCAUAAGUGAGCUAUGUUUAAGAUCAGACAAUAAACUAAUAGCAGCAGUUUGUUGGGAUUUUAAUGUCAGAAUAUUUUCAUGGAAAACAAUGAAGUUAUUGGCUCUUUUGGACUCACAUUCUAAUGGAGUUUUGGAUGUUACCUUUUCUAAAUCAUUAAUAACAUUUUGGAAGACUGAAUAUUUACUUGCUAUUGCUUGUAAAGAUUGUAAAAUAACCCUUUGGAAUAUUUACAAUGAUAAAUCAAAUAUUAUUACUAACAAAAUUAUAUGAUAUGUAUAUAAAUAAAAAAAAAUAUAUAUGUAUAAUUUUUCAAUCUCAUUCAAUGUUAUUUUAAAUUAUAAGCUUAUAAACAAUAAUCUUUAAA